CCUUUAAAACCGAGAUGAGGAGAACUUUUUUCACACAGAGAGUGGUGAAUCUCUGGAACUCUCUGCCACAGAGGGUAGUUGAGGCCAGUUCAUUGGCUAUAUUUAAGAGGGAGUUAGAUGUGGCCCUUGUGGCCAAGGGGAUCAGAGGGUAUGGAGAGAAGGCAGAUACGGGAUACUGAGUUGGAUGAUCAGCCAUGAUCAUAUUAAAUGGCGGUGCAGGCUCGAAGGGCCGAAUGACCUACUCCUGCACCUAAUUUCUAUGUUUCUAUGUUUCUAUCACAAUGAAUGGCGGUGCUGGCUCGAAGGGCCGAAUGGCCUCCUCCUUGCAGCUAUUUUCUAUGUUUCUAAACUAAUUCAAACACAAACUUCAUUGGUUCGUGAGUCUGAUAGUUUCGACAUUCGGCACUUGUAAGUGGAAUGAUUUUACAAGUCAUCGACGAGAGAGGUCGCUGUGUUACAUUGACUGCAGACUCUCCACAUACAAGAACAAAGUGGCUGUUGUUCAUUGGGGACCGUUGAGCCGGUGAUUUCAGAUCGUGUCCAUGGCGCCGUCUUCACCCAGAAACACCCGCGCCCUAGAACCCGCCCUAUGUUGCAGACGAUACCAAGCGCGCAGGCGCGGAGAACCCCGCAAGUGGUGCGGCCAAGGCGCGCAUGCGGUCCGUGGACAAAAGACUCCGGAGGAUCGGCGGCGGAACAAGCAGAAGAUUUGUGUUGGGGAAUCUCAAACUCAACCCAUCAGAUCCGCAGUGUCGUUGGGUUCGCCAGCACCUUGCGAGGCAUUCACUGAGCUGACGAGACGCCGGGGAGUUGACAGCAUGGAGACAUUAUCCACCAGCUCUGAGUGUGAGCAGGGGUCCACUCAAUCUCCCCACCUGGUGACCCACCAGCAAGAUCACGCUCUGGGGAAACCAUUUGUCUGUCCCGAUUGUGGGAAGGGAUUCACUCAAGCAGGCCACUUGACGAGGCACCGGAGAAUUCACACCGGGGAGAGGCCAUUCAUCUGCUCUGAGUGCGGGAAGGGAUUCGUUCAAUCCUUUGCGUUAGUGGCGCACGAGAGGAUUCACACCGGGAAGAGGCCGUUCACCUGCUCCAUGUGUGGGAAGGGAUUCACCCAAUCGUAUACGCUAGUGAGGCAUCAGAAAAUUCACACCGGGGAGAGGCCGUUCACCUGCUCUGAGUGCGGGAAGGGAUUUGUUCAUUCCUUUGCGUUAGUGGCGCACCAGAGAAUUCACAAGCGGCCGUUCGUCUGCCCCGAGUGCGGGAAGGGAUUCACUCAGUCGUGUUCGUUAGCGAGACACCAGAAAAUUCACAGCGGGGAGAGGCCGUUCAUCUGCUCUGAGUGUGGGAGGGGAUUUGUUCAUUCCUUUGCGUUAGUGGUGCACCAGAGAAUUCACAAGCGGCCGUUCAUCUGCUCCGAGUGCCGGAAGAGGUUCGUCGACGCAGACGCAUUGCUGACGCACCAGAGAAUUCACAGCGGGGAGAAGCGAUUCACCUGCACCGAGUGUGGGAAAGCAUACACUCGCUCGUCUGCGUUACUGAGACACCGCAGAGUUCACAUGGUGGAGAGGCCGUUCACCUGCCCCGACUGCGGGAAAGGAUUCAUUGACUCGGACGCAUUGCAGACACACCAGAGAAUUCACAGUGGGGACAAGCCGUUCACCUGCACUGUGUGUGGGAAGGGAUACCCUCGUUCAUCUGCGUUGCUGAGACACAGCAGAAUUCACACUGGGGGGAGUCCGUACACCUGCUCUGAUUGUGGAAUGGGGUUUACUCAUUUGACCAGCAUGUUGACACAUCAGCAAAUUCACGCCGAGGAGAGGACGUUCAUCUGCUCCGGGUGUGGGUUGGGAUUCACACAAUAUUCCCACCUGGUGACCCACCAGCGAGUUCACGCUGUGGAGAAACCAGUUGCCUCUCCAAACUGUGGGUAGAGAUUCACUGGUAAAUCUAAUCUGGUGACCCACCAGAGAAUUCACACUGGGGGAGAGGCCACUCACCUGUUUAGUGUGUGGGAAGGGAUUCACUUGAUUAUCAAGCCCCCGCGCCCCAGAACUCACCCUAUGUUGCAGGCGAUAACAAGUGCACAGGCGCGGAGAGCCCGGACGUGGUGCGGCCAAGAUGAGGAUGCGGUCCGUGGACAAAAGACUCCGGAGGAUCGGCUGCAGGUAGGAGCGGGGAUCCGGGCACGGGAUCAGUCGGCACCGCCUGAGGAGCGGCCCCCGGCUGCGGACGAUAACAACUGCGCAGGCGCGGAGAGCCCGAAGUGGUGCCGCGGGUCCGGGACAAAAGACUCCGGAGGAUCGGCGGCGGGUAGGAGCGGGGAUCCGGGCGCGGGAUCAGGCAACACCGAGGCCCGGCCUGAGGAGCGGCCCCCGGCUGCGGGGAGAAUCGGUGCGGCCCCCGGGGACACGGUGGCCCGUCACCUGGGGACGACUCUGUGCAUCUUCCUGGGUUGGAUGCAGACCGUGUCCAUGAUGAUGGAGGUGAAGUGGAAGGGACGGCACUUCACCGCAAGGUGUUCCAGGUGGAACAAGCAGAAGAUUUGUGUUGGGGAAUCUCAAACUCAACCCAUCAGAUCCGCAGUGUCGUUCAGUUCACCAGCACCUUGCGAGGGCUUCACUGAGCUGACGAGACGCCGGGGAGUUGACAGCAUGGAGACAUUAUCCACCAGCUCUGAGUGUGAGCAGGGGUCCACUCAAUCUCCCCACCCGGUGACCCACCAGCAAGAUCACGCUCUGGGGAAAGCAUUUGUCUGUCCCGAUUGUGGGAAGGGAUUCACUCAUGCAAACCAGUUGAAGAGGCACCAGAGAAUUCACACCGGGGAGAGGCCGUUCUCCUGCUCCGAGUGUGGGAAGGGGUUCAUUGACUCGACUGUAUUGCAGGCACACCAGAGAACUCACACUGGGGACAGGCCGUUCAUCUGCUCUGAUUGUGGCAAGGGAUUCGCUCAUGUGAGCAGCUUGAAGACACAUCAGCGCAUUCACACCGGGGAGAAGCCCUUCAACUGUCCCGAGUGUGGGAAGCGAUUCACUCAUGAGGCCGAGAGUCCACGUUAUCUGCUCCGGGUGUGGGAAGCGAAUCAGAGAGUUCACACCACCGGGGAGAGGCCGUUCAUCUGCUCCGAGUGUGGGAAGGGAUUCGCACAAUAUUCCCACCUGAUGACCCACCAGCGAGUUCACGCCGUGGAGAAACCAGUUGCCUCUCCCAACUGUAACUUCCAUGGCGCCCUCUUUACCCAGAAACCCCCACGCCCGAGAACUCGCUCUAUGUUGCAGGCGAUACCAGGUGCGGAGAGCCCGGAAGUGGGUGCGAACAAGCCGCGCAUGCGGACCGUGAGCAAAAGACUCCGGGAGGAUCGGCGGCAGGCAGGAGCGGGGACAAGCGACCCGACAGCUGUGCUGGGGUUGCAGCCGGGGGGGACCGGGGGCGGGGAGAGGCUAUGCAGAUCCUGGGCAGAAAUCCCCGCGCCCCAGAACUCGCCCUAUGUUGCAGACGAUAUGAACUGCGCAGGCGCGGAGAGCCCCGGAAGUGGCGCGACCCUGGCGCGCAUGCGGUCCGUGGACAAAAGACUCCGGAGGAUCGGCGGCGGCUGCAUCCCCUCUGGAGGUUGGUUGUUCAACUCUCCAAGUGCAGGAAGGAGUCACUGUGACAUACUGACCGACGAAGUGCCAGGGGGGGGUCACGGCAUGGAAACAUUAUUCACCUGCUCUGAGUGUGGGAAGGGAUUUGCUCAAACUUCCCGGCUGCUAGUACACGAGCGGAUUCACACCGGGGAGAGACCGUUCGCCUGUUCCGUGUGCCGGAAAAGAUUCAUUCAGCUGUCUCAGCUGCAGACACACCAGCGAGUUCACACUGGCGAGAGGCCGUUCGUCUGUUCUGAGUGCGGGAAGGGAUUCACUCAGUUAUCUCAGCUGCAAUCACACUGGCGGAUCCACACUGGCGAGAGGCCGUUCGUCUGUUUUGAGUGUGGAAAGGGAUUCAUUCAGUUAUCUCAGCUACAGUCACAUUGGCGGAUUCACACCGGGGAGAGGCCGUUCGUCUGUUUUGAGUGUGGGAAGGGAUUCAUUCAAUUAUCGCAUCUCGGGUCACACCAGCGGAUUCACACUGGGGAGAGGCCGUUCCCCUGCUCUGUGUGUGGGAAGAGAUUCAUUCAAUUGUCUCAGCUUCAAUCGCACCAACGGAUUCACACCGGGGAGAGGCCGUUCACUUGCUCUGUGUGUGGGAAGGGAUUCAUCCAAUUAUCGCACCUCAGGUCACACCAGCGGGUUCACACCGGGGAGAAGCCGUACCCCUGCUCUGUGUGUGGGAAAAGAUUCACCCAGUCUUCCAACCUGAUGGCUCAUCAGCGAGUUCACACUGGAGUGGACGUUUCAACAAGAUGUUUCUUCACUCGCUCGGGAAUCUCAAACCUGCACCUGAACGCGUGGGAGGGAUUCACUGUGUCAGCUGAGCCGACGAGGCACCAUAAAUUCCGCAGCAUGGAGACAUUAUUCACUAGCUCUGAGAGUGAGCUGGGAUUCACUCCAUCUUCCCACCGGCAAGACCACGCUGUGGAGAAACCAUUUCCCUGUCCCGAUUGUGGGAAGGGAUUCACUCAAGCAAACAACCUGAAGAGUCACCAAAAGCAAGUUCACGCUGAACUUGUCCAGAUUGCCCAGAAAACAAUUCCCUGUCCCGAUUGUGGGAAGGGAUUCUCUCAGGCCGGCAACCUGAGGACACACCAGAGAAUUCUCGCGGGGGAGAAGCCCUUCACCUGUUCUGUUUGCGGGAAGGGAUUGACCUCAUCAUCGAGGCUACUGACACAUCAGCUGAUUCAUACCGGGGAGAAGCCCUUCACCUGCUCUGGUUGUGGGAAGGGGUUCUCUCAAGCCUGCAACCUGAAGAAACACCGGAAAAUUCACACUGAGGGGACGAUGCUGGACCUUCCCCUUCCCCCUCACCCCGGGGAUUCCCCGCCCGUCAGUGACGUUGCCCGGUGCAGCCGGUCCAAGCGGCGCAUGCGCAUCGACUGCACGGCGACGCAUAGACCGCUUUCUGCGUCGCGGGGCGUUGUGGGUAAGGAGGCGGCCAUUGCCAAAACCACCCGCGAUGUGUUGCAGAACCGCAGAGCGUGUUUCCCCCGCAUCGAGUACAACUUCAUCGCCGACGUGGUUUACAUCGAGAUCCUGGGGAGGGUAGUACAAGCAUUAGAUUUGUGUACGGGAAGCUCAAAGUCGACCGUCGGAUAUGCCGCGUCGUUCAGUUCACCAGUACCUGAACGAGUGGUCAUGCUCCAUGGCGCCCGAUUUACCCAGAAACGCCCGCGCCCCAGAACUCGCCCUAUGUCGCAGGCGACACCAAGCGGCGCGCAGGCGCGGCGGAGCCGGAAGUGGGUGCGGCCAAGUCGCGCAUGCGGUCCGUGGACAAAAGACUCCGGAGGAUCGGCUGCAGCCGCCAAAGACACCAGAGAGCUUGCAGCGAUGGAGAAAUCGUCCACCAGCCCUGAGCGCGGGCAGGGACUCGAUCAAUCUCCCCGCCAGCAGGACCACACCGUGGAGAAACCGUUUGCCUGCCCCGAUUGUGGGAAGGGAUUCGCUCAGGUCUGCUACCUGAAGAGGCACCAGCGAACCCACUCCGGGGAGAGGCCGUUCACCUGCUCUGAGUGCGGGAAGGGGUUCACGGCACUGUCCGGGCUGCAGAGACACCGGCAGAUUCACACGGGGGAGAGGCCGUUCACCUGCUCCGUGUGUGGGAAAGGGUACGUUCAAUUGUCGAAUCUCAGGACACACUACCAGCUUCACACCGGGGAGAAACCCUUCACCUGCUCCGAGUGCGGCAAGGGAUUUACUCAGCUGUCGGGACUGCAGAAGCACCAGCGGAUUCACAGCGGGGAGCGGCCGUUCACCUGCUAUGAGUGUGGGAAGGGGUUUAUACAGUCCUCUCACCUGCAGUCACACCAGCGGAUACACAUUGGAGAGAGGCCGUUCACCUGCUCUGUGUGCGGGAAGGGGUUCAUUGAUUUCUCUGGGCUACAGAGACACGAGCAGAUUCACAGCGGGGACAAGCCGUUCAUCUGCUCCGAGUGUGGAAAGGGAUUCACUGACUCUUCCAGCUUGCUGACCCACCGGCGAAUUCACACUGGGGAGAGGCCGUUCACUUGUUCCGUGUGUGGGAUGGGAUUUGUACAAUUAUCGCAGCUGCAGACACACCAGCCUAUUCACACCGGGGAGAGGCCGUUCACUUGUUCUGAGUGUGGGAAGGGAUUUAUACAUUUAUACCGGCUACGAUCACACCAGCGGAUUCACACCGGCGAGAGGCCGUUCGCCUGUUCCGUGUGUGGGAAGGGAUUCACUGGGUUGAACUAUUUGAAAAAACACGAGCGGCUUCACACCACGGAGAGACCGUUCACUUGUUCCGUGUGCGGGAAAGUAUUUCUCGAUGUGUCUCGGCUGCAAUUGCACCAGCGAACUCACACCGGGGAGAGGCCGUUCAUCUGUUCUGAGUGCGGGAAGGGGUUCACUAGGUUGAUCUACCUGAAGAGACAUGAGCAAGUUCACACCGGGGAGAGACUGUUCAUCUGCUCUGAGUGCGGGAAGGGAUUCACGCGGUUUUCCAACCUGAAGACCCACCAGCAAGUUCACGCCGUGGAGAAGCCACUGGCCUCUCCCAACUGAUACUAGUAACCUGGUGGCCCAGCAGGGAACUCGCACUGGGGAGGGGCUGCUCACAUGUCUGUGCAUGUCUGUUUAUUGUCACUUGUGUCGAGGUACAGUGAAAAGCUAUUGUCGUGUUGAGAGGGAUAGACAGAGUUGACGUGGAUAAGCUUUUCCCAUUGAGAGUAGGGAAGAUUCAAACAAGAGGACAUGAUUUGAGAAUUAAGGGACAAAAGUUUAGGGGCAACAUGAGGGGGAACUUCUUUACUCAGAGAGUGGUAGCUGUGUGGAAUGAGCUUCCAGUGGAAGUGGUGGAGGCAGGUUCGUUUUUAUCAUUUAAAAAUAAAUUGGAUAGGUAUAUGGACGGGAAAGGAAUGGAGGGUUAUGGUCUGAGUGCUUGCAGCAUAAUGUGGAUAAAUGUGAGGUUAUCCACUUUGGUGGCAAAAACAGGAAAGUAGACUAUUAUGUGAAUGGUGGCCGAUUAGGAAAAGGGGAGAUGCAACGAGACCUGGGUGUCAUGGUACACCAGUCAUUGAAAGUAGGAAUGCAGUUGCAGCAGGCAGUGAAGAAAGCAAAUGGUAUGUUAGCAUUCAUAGCAAAAGGAUUUGAGUAUAAGAGCAGGGAGGUUCUACUGCAGUUGUACAGGGUCUUGGUGAUACCACACCUGCUGUAUUACGUACAGUUUUGGUCUCCUAAUCUGAGGAAAGACAUUCUUGCCAUAGAGGGAGUACAGAGAAGGUUUACCAGACUGAUUCCUGGGAUGUCAGGACUUUCAUAUAAAGUAAGACUGGAUAGACUCGGCUUGUACUCGCUAGAAUUUUGAAGAUUGAGGGGGGAUCUUAUAGAAACUUACAGAAUUCUUAAAGGGUCGGACAGGCUAGAUGCAGGAAGAUUGUACCCGAUCUUGGGGAAGUCCAGAACAAGGGGUCACAGUUUAAGGAUAAGGGGGAAAUCUUUUAGGACCGAGAUGAGGAAAACAUUUUUCACACAGAGAGUGGUGAAUCUCUGGAAUUCUCUGCCGCAGAAGGUAGUUGUGGCCAGUUAAUUGGCUAUAUUUAAGAGGGAGUUAGAUGUGGCCCUUGUGGCUAAAGGGAGCAGGGGGUAUGGAGAGAAGGCAGGUACAGGAUACUUAGUUGGAUGAUCAGCCAUGAUCAUAUUGAAUGGCGGUGCAGGCUCGAAGGGCCGAAUGGCCUACUCCUGCACCUAUUUUCUAUGUUUCUAUGUUUCCGUGCUGUAAUUGUUAGAUGGUUAUAUGGUGUGCUAACCAGUCAACAGAAAGACAAUACAUGAUUACAAUUGUUGUACCUGUAAUUGCUAUUUCUGAGCUGGGAUUUAAUUUUCAGUGUUUAAGAUAAAUAAAUGUGUUUUGUUGUAAACCCAGUGUCUCAGGUCCUUGCCUCCGUCUCUGCAACACACUCUAUUAACGUGGAGAGGCCAUUCGGCCCAGCUGCUCCCUGCCAACGUUGCUGUUCUUCCUUGGAUGAGCCACGAGGUCCACGUUCUUCUGAGUUCAUGAGAUACAGAAGCUCCGAUUGAAAGGCGGGCUAGACUUGAUGGGCCAAACGGCCUAAUACUAACCCUUAUUCCUUCUGACCUUCUGAUCAUCUACACAUGGCAUUACCAUCGGCGAUGUUCACCGUGGGGGUGGGGUCACCCGGGGCCAGAACGUCCACUGAAUCAGCCACAAAAAUACCGUGUGUGGCUCAUUGUGG
Leucoraja erinaceus (little skate) is the source of this 8347-nucleotide messenger RNA. RefSeq lists its product as uncharacterized. Gene Ontology annotation, biological process: regulation of transcription by RNA polymerase II. The record is from RefSeq and is a predicted model, not a curated record. Gene Ontology annotation, molecular function: DNA-binding transcription factor activity, RNA polymerase II-specific; RNA polymerase II cis-regulatory region sequence-specific DNA binding. Lineage: Eukaryota; Metazoa; Chordata; Chondrichthyes; Rajiformes; Rajidae.